ACACUGAUAAUCUGGAAAGUUUGGUUAUAUUUGUUAUAUGGUUUGGUUUUAUAAACUUCAAGUAUUCGAUAUUUGCCCAAAAACUUGCCAUUUUCAACAUAAUGCCCGGAAAGCGGUUAAAUGAAAAUCAACAGCGAUUUGUGCGUAAUUUGGUAAACUAUUUUCAAAGGGAACUAGAGAAUAAGGGUCCCUUGCUCCCUUUAAAUUGUAUCCAAGAGCGAGUGGCAAAUGGCUUGGACAUUUCAAUCCACACGGUGGGUAACUGUUUAAGAAAGGCAUCAGCAUCGGCCAAGGCCCCAGCCCAACCUUCCAUCAGCAAAAAAUUGAAAACCACGAAUUCACCAGAACCCAUUAAAAUGGAAACAAGGGAUGUGCUGUAUGAUAUGUAUGCUGAAGAUUCAACCGAAGAAACAGAAGAAGAAAUUCAUAUUAAAGAAGAACCAGAAAAAGAAAUUUUUAUUAAAGAAGAGCCUUUGAUAUAAAAGAAGAAUCGGAAACCAUUUUGUGCAUUUAUUAAAUUUACUUUUGGAGUUAAGACUUCUUGACUAAAUUGACUUUUAAUAAUUAUUAUAAUUGAACAGUUUUGUACUGUUGCUGAUGAAACAGUUACAAUAUAGCACAAAAAUAAGCUGGUCAGUACAAAAAUACAUAACCUACAACAGAUUGAUGGGUUAACGAAGGAUGGUUAAAAUACCAUGUUGUGCAUGGUUGAAAAGGAGCUAUAACAUGGAUCUAGUGAUUUCAAAAAAUUAAAAAUAUUGUAAGAAUAAAACGAAUUGAUAAGUACAGUAAACAUGAUUUUUUUGCCCUACUCGAACAGGUUUUGUUGAAUUACAAAAUAACUUGUAAACAGUUAAUUUUUUUAAUUUUACAAUUCG
Messenger RNA from Brassicogethes aeneus, 878 nucleotides. Lineage: Eukaryota; Metazoa; Arthropoda; Insecta; Coleoptera; Nitidulidae. The record is from the annotation of a GenBank genome assembly.